This is a messenger RNA of Cuscuta campestris, 1212 nucleotides long. The record is from the annotation of a GenBank genome assembly. Lineage: Eukaryota; Viridiplantae; Streptophyta; Magnoliopsida; Solanales; Convolvulaceae.
AACUCGAGUGACUUUAAUUAUUAUUAACAUAUAACUGCACAAUUAAUAGAUCGUUUAGCAAAUUAAAACCUCUCCCUCAAAAUGAAGGUUAUUCCCAUGCUUUCUAUAGCUACACUCUUCUUCUUCUUCAUCUUCUUCUUAUGUGAAUCUGCAGAGGCUCAGCUAAGUGAGACAUUUUACUCAAACACAUGCUCCAAUGUGUCUGCAAUUGUGAGUAGUGUGAUUCAGCAGGCGUCCCAGAACGAUCCCCGCAUCGGCGCCAGCCUCAUUCGUCUCCAUUUCCACGACUGCUUCGUCAACGGAUGCGACGCCUCAAUUUUGUUGGACAACAAUGGAACGGCGAUUGUGAGCGAGAAAGGCGCUGCCCCCAACGUUAACUCCGCUAGGGGUUUCGACGUGGUGGAAAACAUCAAGUCCGCCGUCGAAACCGCCUGCCCCGGCGUCGUCUCGUGCGCCGACAUUCUCGCUCUUGCCUCCCAAGCCGCCGUCAAUCUGACCGGUGGUCCUUCGUGGACUGUCAUGUUGGGAAGAAGAGACGGUAGAAAUGCAAAUCAGUCGUUAGCAAACACUUCAAUUCCUGCUCCAACGGAAGGCUUGACAAACAUCAUUCAGAAGUUCACAAACGUUGGACUGAACAGCACCGAUGUUGUCGCAUUGUCGGGCGCGCACACGUUUGGACGCGCACGGUGUGCCACAUUCAGCAACAGACUAUUCAACUUCAACAACACGGGCCAACCCGACCCGACCCUCAACACAACAUACUUAGCCACUUUGCAGCAGGCUUGUCCACAAAAUGGGUCUGGGUCGUCUAAUCUGAACAACCUUGACCCGACAACCCCUGACGGGUUCGACAACAACUAUUUCUCAAACUUGAAGAACAACAAUGGGCUUCUCCAAUCUGAUCAGGAGCUGUUUUCGACAUCCGGUGCGACAACUAUUAACCUGGUCAAUGCAUUCGCUUCAAACCAAGCAACGUUCUUUCAGAACUUUAUUCAGUCCAUGAUCAAAAUGGGAAAUAUUGGCAUUUUGACCGGAACUGAUGGAGAGAUUAGGAAAAACUGCCGUCUCCGAAAUUAAUACGUGUACGCGUUUGACUUUUUUCAUUCAAGUAGAUUCGAAUUGAAUGACAUUUGAUCAUCAAUUGAAUAAAUAUAAUAAAAGAAUGAAAUAAUCUUUUGGUAGUUUUCUGCCAUAUAAAUCUAAUGUGGUUAU